AAGCAGCAUAUUUCCUUAAAAGUAUACAGUUUUCUAAUAGGAACGCAACAGAACGGAUUCAAGAGCUUAAAAAUGCAGCAACGAGUAGUCAAAAUUUUGUGUCUCAUUUUUGCAGUCUCUUUUUACUUUCUACAAGUUAAUGGAAAUUGUAAUGAAUGUCAAGAAAAUAACAUAGCCUGUAUUGAUGAAACCCAUUUUCACAUAUGUGCCGGUGGUCAAAUAGAUAAAAGGUUUACUUUUAUUUGUCCUGACAAUGGAAUUUGUACAGGGUAUGGACUAAAGUGCAUGCCAGCUAAUAGCGGUAUAACUCCGUCAUGCACGCCUGAUUCCGGUUGCGCUAUAUGUUCUCCCACAAACAUGUUUACCUGCAUAAGUCGUACACAAUUCGCACAAUGCAGUGGAUCAGAAAUAACCGCUAAUGUUGGAGUUUGUCCUGACGGCUUCACGUGUGACACUACUUCAAGCGCAAUUUGCAUUAACGAUUGUAAUAAACCUGCUUCUUUAUCUUGUGAUCGGGACCCAAUAACGCUCUAAAAUUAUCGAUAGAGCUUAUUUUUCCAGCAUCAAUUUAGUUAAGUUGCACUGCUUACAAAAGUGAUUUGUUUUUGUUAAUAUAUAUGUAAUAUGGCGGAAAUAAACGAUUAUUUGGGCUAUUCUGCAAUUUCCAUAUACAAGUAUAUAUAAGUACAUACAAGUAUAUAUAAAAAGUACAUUAAUAUAUAUGUAUACACCUUUUAAUGUAAAGGCAUUUCAAAAAAAGUUGCAUUUUAUCUUAUGAGAUUUAUUACUCUUUCUUCGUGGAUUAAUACCAAGGAAUGAUAUCAGCGAACACCGGAUGGAUAUUGAGUUUCUGUUUUUAAGAAAAUAUAAUAAAUAUAUUUAGAUUUUCGUGACUUUUGCACAAUACCUGGCUUCCAUAUAUAUGACGAAGUACUAUUUACUUUUUAUAAAGCAAAAAAUUACAUUAAGUACUACAAUAAUUCGUUUGGUUUUGAUGAUCCUUGUGCAGUAAAUGACUUUUCUUGUAUUUUAACAUCCUGUAGGAUUUUCACCAUUUUGUAAGCAAACGGAUGUUUAGUCAAGUAUUGUUUGCACACUGCCUCAAUAUUAUUCAAUUUUUUCUUAUAUGAAUUCCUUUCAGCAAGCACGCUCUGUAGCAUAGCAUCCUUGUGGUCUUUCUCUGAGCUCUUUGAACCAACCUUUAUAUCAAGCAGCUUUUUAAUAAUUUCAGCCUUAUGGAUACUUUGUGGUUUGGUAUUGGCAACCGCUAUAUAUUUUUGUACGGAUUCAUUGGUUGGAGUGCCAUAACCAAUUUUUUGAUUGAAGCGUUCUGCAACAUGAUCACGAGUGCUAGUUGAGUUUUUACAGUGAGAAUCAUAAAACUGUUU
Messenger RNA from Teleopsis dalmanni, 1388 nucleotides. RefSeq lists its product as uncharacterized. Bases 73 to 534 code for a protein of 153 amino acids. The record is from RefSeq and is a predicted model, not a curated record. NCBI's taxonomy places the organism in Eukaryota, Metazoa, Arthropoda, Insecta, Diptera, Diopsidae. The transcript is spliced from 2 exons.